Molecule: messenger RNA, 2253 nt
Organism: Brassicogethes aeneus
Lineage: Eukaryota; Metazoa; Arthropoda; Insecta; Coleoptera; Nitidulidae
Source: the annotation of a GenBank genome assembly
AAAAAAUGCAUAUAAUUUUUACAUUAGUUGUUUACAAUACUUUAUUGAAGUCAAUAUGUUUUAUUCUUUUUUAACCAUUUCUAACCAAAAUGACAAAGGUAAGCUUGAAAUAUCGACUACCAACAUAACCAAAGUGUCAAAAUAAAAAUCCUGUCAAUUUGACAUUUACCAAGAAAUUACCAGUCCCAAAUCUUGAUUUGCCCUGUGAAAAGAACUCCAAAACAUGUAGAUAGAAAUUUCAGCCAAAUUGUUUUGUAUACCUCCAUAACUCGUCAAGGGUAAUAUUAUUAUUAAUAAUAAUUCACUUAUCUAUUGUUAUGACUAAAAAGUAACAAUGUUAAGUUUAAAACACAAAUGUCCUAAAAUAGGUGACGUGUGUUUGACAGGAGGGAAAAUGUUCCCCAUCCUAAUAAGCGAUAAAGAAAAGAAAUCGGAGAUGAAGUUGCCAACCACCGAUUCAUUGUCUUCACAAGGAAAUCAAGACGAUUUUACAACUCCUACUAAACCCUGCCACAGCUUGCAAUCCCCCAGGGUUGCCAGAUCUCUUCCCCGUCCUUGCAGCCCUGUAAAACCGUCGAGCCCCAAGAAGACGAAAAACAGACGGGACUCAAUGUUCGACUACAAAUCAGACGCAGCCCGGAAAGUCGAACUCAUCGCAAAAUCUAGAGACGAACGCCGGCUAAAGCAGGCCGAAGAGAAAACCAUGCGGGAACAAAUGAUGCAGGCGAUGGAGCACGCCACCCCGUACUGGGAGUUUGCGCACAUGAUCUCCGAGUUCAAGCAAGGAGUGGAGUUCAAGCCCCUGAGAGACACCGAUCCUGUGGUGGAGAACCAAAUCACAGUAUGCGUCAGAAAGAGACCACUGAACGACCGAGAAUCCCGCCGCAAAGAAGUCGAUGUCGUGAGCGUGCCAACGAAGAACCAACUGAUUGUCCACGAGCCCAAACACAAGGUGGAUUUGACCAAAUACCUGGAGAACCAGCAUUUCCGGUUCGACUACGUUUUCGAUGACAGUUGCACGAACGAUAUCGUUUACAAGUUUACUGCCAAGCCUUUGGUGAAGACGAUUUUCGAUGGCGGGAUGGCCACUUGUUUUGCUUACGGUCAGACUGGCUCCGGGAAAACCCACACCAUGGGAGGGGAGUUCAAAGGCAAAAUUCAGAACUUUAAGAACGGUAUCUACGGCCUUGUGGCGGUGGAUGUUUUUAAACAAAUCGCAAAUCCGAAAUAUGCCAAAAUGAACUACAUAGUAUCAGCGAGCUUCUUUGAAAUCUACGGAAAACUUGUUUUUGAUCUUCUAUCGAAAAAACAGCGCCUUCGUGUACUGGAGGAUGGUAAACAACAAGUCCAAGUAGUAGGUUUAACUGAGAAAAUCGUUUCUAAAGUUGAAGACGUGUUGGAUAUAAUACAGAAGGGAAGUUUGGAGAGGACUUCAGGGCAAACAUCCAAAAACUCGAACUCUUCCAGAUCACACGCGGUCUUCCAGAUCAUACUGAGGAAAGCUGGCUCUAGAGUUGUCGAAGGCAAAUUCUCUCUGAUAGAUUUGGCUGGCAAUGAACGCGGUGCAGACACGUCCAAGUCCAAUAGGCAAACUCGUAUUGAAGGGGCAGACAUCAAUAAGUCUUUGUUAGCUCUGAAAGAGUGUAUUCGUGCUUUGGGCCGUAAGGGGGCCCAUCUACCUUUCAGAGGUAGCAAGCUGACGCAGGUGCUGCGCGAUAGCUUCAUCGGGGAAAAAUCUCGUACGUGUAUGAUAGCCUUAAUUUCCCCUGGUAAUACUUCUGUCGAUCAUUCGCUGAACACCCUACGGUAUGCUGAUAGAGUUAAAGAGUUGGUCGCGAAUGAUUCUCUGGACGAUUCCCAGGAAAGUUUGGCGAUUCUCGACGAAGACAACGAUGAUGACGAUGACGACUUCAAGCAGGACGAUUCGAUGGAUUUAUCGUCGAACGAGUACGAAGUGCUGGAAAGCAAUCGCCACGUUAUCGAAUCCUGCGUUUAUUUCCACAAAAUGGCGUGCGAAUUGUACAAUAACAGCCAAAAGGAAGGCUUCGAAAGGAAGCAGUACGCGACAUCUUGGAGGAAUUUGCUGAGCGAAAUGGUGGACAUUCAAAAUGGCGCAUUGAUUAAGGCGCAGGAGUUUUGCCAGCUGUUGCAGGACAACUUGUGAAUUUUCUACUUAAAAAAAAUGUUUUUUGUUAAGCGAGAUAGACUUUUUUAUUUAUAGUAUUUAUAUUUUUUAUUAAAGAAAUAUUAAAC